Molecule: messenger RNA, 1457 nt
Organism: Corythoichthys intestinalis (scribbled pipefish)
Lineage: Eukaryota; Metazoa; Chordata; Actinopteri; Syngnathiformes; Syngnathidae
Product: E3 ubiquitin-protein ligase MARCHF5-like
Exons: 6
Coding region: 207-1031 (274 amino acids)
Biological process (GO): protein polyubiquitination; regulation of mitochondrial fission
Cellular component (GO): mitochondrial outer membrane
Molecular function (GO): ubiquitin protein ligase activity; zinc ion binding
Source: RefSeq, a predicted model, not a curated record
UUGACCAAUCAGAACGAGACGACGAGAGAGGGGGCGUAGUUUUCGAGAAAGUCCGUGAAUCCACAACACCCCAAAACUAGCCCUAGAGCGUUACUUUUAUCAUAAACUCCAAAUAUUGUACAACUAUUUGGAUGUAUCGCAUUUUAAAGGUGAUCAAUCCACAACGUUACUGAUGGACUCUAGCUAAUGCUCCGAAGAAAAGCAUCAUGGCGGCUGCGCUGGAGGAGGAUCAGCCGGAGAAGCACUGUUGGGUUUGUUUCGCCACGGAGAGCGACGAUCACAGCGCGCAGUGGCUGAGUCCGUGCCGGUGUCGUGGUUGCACCAAAUGGAUCCAUCAGUCUUGUCUUCAGCGUUGGUUGGACGAGAAGCAGAGAGGGAGUGGCGAUGCAGGCGUCUGCUGCCCGCAGUGCGGGACGCGUUAUCAUCUCGUUUUUCCUAAGAUGGGUCCGCUGGUGUACUUCCUGCAGCAGGCGGACCGCGCGCUCUCCCGGGCAAGCCCCUUCGCCGCCUUGGGGGCGCUGGUGGGCACGGCUUACUGGUCGGCCGUCACGUACGGCGUCGUGGCUGUCAUGCAGGUGGUGGGACACGAGAAGGGUCGGAACAUGAUGAAGCAAGCCGACCCGCUCUUCUUGCUUGUGAGUCUCCCGGCCAUCCCCGUGGUCCUGGUCCUGGCCAAGAUGGUGCGGUGGGAAGACUACCUGGUGCGCCUCUGGCUCCGAAUUUCCCACCAGCGCCAACACGCUCUGAGCGGUUACCUACGUCCUCUGCCGCCGCCGGCUGCCGGAGACCACCUGUCGGUGUCGCGGACCCUUUGCGGCGCUCUGGUUCUCCCGUGGAUCUCCAGCAUGCUGGGACGGCUUCUCUUCCGGUGGGUCGACUCCAACCUGCAGCAGACUCUCUUGGGGGGCGCUACCUUCGUGCUGCUGAAGGGCUCUUUGAAGGUGUAUGUCAAACACCAGCAGCACAUCAUGCGGACCAAGCGAAACAUCCUGGACUAUCCGGACACUCGUGAUACCGCCACCAGUCCGUGAAGGACCACGGUUUAAAGGACAAAAAAAAAACCUGACUUUAUACAAUUACAGUUGAACUUGGUUUUUCCAGAUGAGAUUAUUGAUCAUUAAUGGCGAAUCCAUUUUAACCUGGACUCGCUGCCAGCCCCUUUAAGGCCAAAAUGGAUUGGGCAUCAGUCACUGUUUAUUGCAGCCAAUGAGUUAAUUUGCUGCUGUGGGUUCAACAGAAAAAAGUUAUAUUCCACAUUUAAAAAAAUAAAUAAGUGGGGAUUCUAUGUAAUAAGUUACAAAAAUUUUUUUUUUUUUUUUUUUUUUUGUAGAUUAUACAUUUCGUUUUCCUUUGGGUGUUCAUAGUUCAUAUGAAAAUCGUUUGUGGUUACUUUUGAUUGUUAAUUUGUGCUUUUUUUUUUUUAAAUUGUAUUUAAUAAACUCGCAACAAAGGAUGAA